Molecule: messenger RNA, 557 nt
Organism: Neltuma alba
Lineage: Eukaryota; Viridiplantae; Streptophyta; Magnoliopsida; Fabales; Fabaceae
Product: immediate early response 3-interacting protein 1-like
Exons: 3
Coding region: 96-329 (77 amino acids)
Biological process (GO): endoplasmic reticulum to Golgi vesicle-mediated transport
Cellular component (GO): Golgi membrane; COPII-coated ER to Golgi transport vesicle; endoplasmic reticulum membrane
Source: RefSeq, a predicted model, not a curated record
CUCUCAAUCUUCUGACCUGAUCUACCUUUCUAUUACGGUUUAUAUUUGGGUUUCCACAUUUUAGCUUUCUCUUCAUUUCUUGAUAAUGCAGGGAUAUGGGUCUGUGGACAUUGCUUGAGGGGCUACUGCUUCUUGCAAAUGCGCUAGCAAUCCUAAAUGAGGAUCGCUUCCUUGCUCCCAGAGGAUGGAGCUUCUCAGAUUUUUCAGGCGGCAAGACAAAGUCAUUUAAAGGCCAGCUUAUAGGUCUCAUUUAUGCAACACAGUACUUGAGGGUUCCUCUAAUACUUCUCAACUCAAUCUUCAUAAUUGUAAAGUUGGUUUCUGGAUGAUACCUAGGAUGGUCGGUGGAUGAAGAUAGUAUCCAACAGAUAGAACAGUCGGCAAAGCCUGGCAUCCAUCUAAAGCCCCUCUGCUUCCUUCCUGCCCUUUUCUUGCGCAGUACAAAGAAAAAGAAGCUACGAGGGAAAUGAGAGUGCAUUACAUUUUACACUAUUUCGUUUUCUGGAUGAAUGAUUGCAGGUCAAUGAUUCUUAUACGGAUUAUUUUAGCAACUAUUU